AUGACGUCAAUAUCGUCACCAUUAACGUUACGCAUGGAAUUCCAACAACAAUUUCGACUGUUCGAGUCAUUUCCAGAUCCACUACUACUUCGAUUAGGAUCGUAUCCUGCUUCACUCAUGGAACUACAGGACGUGAUUCAGGACCACUUGAGAGAAUAUUUAACAGCAAGAAACGAUGUUGAACCGCAAUUUAUGACGACAAAGUUUGACAUGAGAGUCGAAGUUUACGACCAAAAACAACAACAAUUUGUACUACUUGAGGACCUCUCGCAGCUUGGACGUCGUGCAAGAUUGAGUCUAUCUCUUACUAACCUUGACAAGGUGUUUCAGGGUUCUACUUGUCUAGCACUACCAUCAAAAGUGUUUGGAUAUGACUUGACUGCAAGUGACAAGUUUAUGAUUCAUGGAAGGAUGGUGUAUAUUGAAGAGGUGGGGAAUUCAGGUCAAGGCACGGGAUUGACAACGUGGGAUGGAUCAGUCAUAUUAGCCAAGUAUCUAGAACACCAACGUCAUCAUGAGAUUGCUGGAACACGAGUGGUGGAGUUGGGUGCUGGCACAGGACUUGUAGGAAUCUCAGCUGCAUUACUUGGAGCACAAGAGGUACUUCUUACUGAUCUUGACUAUGUGGUUGAGAAUCUUGCAAAGAAUGUUGCAGAGACAAUGAAACUUGCUGCGAACGCUGGUCAACAUCUUAACUGUCACCUCUCGACUCGUGUAUUGGACUGGUUUAAUCCACCAACGGACUUGGGAGACAUUGACUUUGUGUUAGCAUCGGACGUUGUAUGGGUUGAAGAACUCAUUCAACCGCUCGUAGCAACGUUCGACACACUGGUACGUCAUUCAGCUACCAAGACACAGAUCCUCAUGUCGUAUCAGAAGCGCAGUAUUGUAUCGGACCAACUGCUAUGUAGUGAAUUGAAGCGCUAUCAUUUUGUGAAGACGCGUGUUCCAACAAGAGAUUUGCAUCCAAAAUUCUCUACCGAACGGAUUGAUGUGUGGGAAAUCAAGCGAGAGACAACGUCGAGCAACGCAACGAGAAGGUGA
This is a messenger RNA of Peronospora belbahrii, 1044 nucleotides long. The record is from the annotation of a GenBank genome assembly. NCBI's taxonomy places the organism in Eukaryota, Oomycota, Peronosporomycetes, Peronosporales, Peronosporaceae.